Molecule: messenger RNA, 3123 nt
Organism: Dipodomys spectabilis (banner-tailed kangaroo rat)
Lineage: Eukaryota; Metazoa; Chordata; Mammalia; Rodentia; Heteromyidae
Gene: Cavin2
Product: caveolae associated protein 2
Exons: 2
Coding region: 301-1560 (419 amino acids)
Cellular component (GO): cytoplasm; caveola
Molecular function (GO): protein kinase C binding
Source: RefSeq, a predicted model, not a curated record
ACCUGCAGCAAAGUGCCCUGGACUGUGGAGAAUGUGGUUAGGAAAUGUGUGUGUGUGCUUCUGAACUCUGAGUGGCUCUCCCUUCUGUAACCUUCGCCUCCCACUGGGUGGAGUAGAGCCUUUAAUAGCAGCUGGAAUGCAGUUCCCCUGAUCAGCUUGGCCAGUUGUUGCCUGGCUGAACCUCUGCCACUCCUGGAGAGUGAGUGGUGCUCAGAGCUCAAACCAGCGGAGACAACUUCUGUAUCCUCACCACUGCCCCCGCUGCUCUCCACGCAAGAAGCUCCCGGCACUGAAGCAACCAUGGCAGAGGAUGCCACACAAGCUGAAAAGUUCCAGCAUACGAACGCUGACAUGCUCCAGGAAAAGCCAUCCAGCCCCAGCCCCAUGCCUUCCUCGACGCCAAGCCCCAGCCUGAAUCUAGGGAGCACAGACGAGGCCAUCCGGGACAACUCCCAAGUGAAUGCUGUCACAGUGCACACGCUCCUAGACAAGCUGGUGAACAUGCUAGACACCGUGCAAGAGAAUCAGCGUAAGAUGGAGCAGCGGCAGAUCAGCCUGGAGGGCUCGGUGAAGGGCAUCCAGAACGACCUCACCAAGCUCUCCAAGUACCAGGCCUCCACCAGCAACACCGUGAGCAAGCUGCUGGAGAAGUCUCGCAAAGUCAGCGCCCACACGCGGGCUGUCAAGGAACGCCUGGAGAGACAGUGCGCUCAGGUGAAGAGACUGGAAAACAACCAUGCCCAGCUCCUGAGACGCAAUCAUUUCAAAGUGCUCAUCUUCCAGGAAGAAAAUGAGAUCCCUGCCAAUGUGUUUGUAAAAGAGCCGGUUUCCAGCCCGGCGGAAGGAAAGGAGGAGCUCGCAGACGAAAACAAGUCCCUGGAGGAAACGCUGCACGCGGUGGACCUCUCCUCGGAUGAUGAAUUGGCCCAUGAGGAGGCGGCGCUGGAAGACAGCGCAGAGGAGAAGACCGAAGAAAGUAGGGCAGAGAAAAUCAAAAGAUCCGGCCUCAGGAAGGUAGAUAGCCUCAAGAAAGCAUUUUCUCGCCAGAACAUCGAGAAAAAGAUGAACAAGCUAGGGACAAAGAUCGUAUCCGUAGAGAGGAGAGAGAAAAUUAAGAAAUCUCUCACUUCCAAUCACCAGAAAACAUCCUCAGGGAAAAGCUCCCCCUUCACUUUCGGGAGGAAGAAAGUCAGGGAAGGAGAAAGCCCGGUGGAAAAUGACAGCAAGUCAGAAGACUUGGCAAGCAAUGAGCAGUUACCCAAUGACCACGAGGAGAGCUCUUUUACAGAGGGCCUUUCUGAAGCCUCUCUCCACAGCCCCCUGGCAGAGGGGAAGAACACAGGAGACCCCGAAAAGACGGCCUUGAUGGGGAGUAAGUCAGGAACCGACAGCAACAUCAACUUGACCAUUAUGGAAGAUGAAGAAGAGGAAUCGGUGGCCUUGGAACAGGCACACAGGGUGCGCCAUGAGGGUGGCUAUUCUCUAGCUUCUGAAGAAACAGAGCGGUCAGAGGAGGAACCCGUGCAGCCCGCUGUCCUCCAGGUGAACCAGACCACCUGAGCGCAGAAACCAUGCGCCCAGCCCAGCCCCUGCUUUCGUGCAAGGGGCAGCCAUCGCCUAGAAACGAAUUUCUCCCCAAGUCCAGCACUGCCCACUCACUCUCUCACUGACCAAGCAGUAAUCAUGAUCCAUGUAGCAGCACCCUACACAGAAGAAUCAAGAGCACAUCUGUCAGGGGCUCCACUUUAAAUUUGCAUUCGAUGUUUCUAUAGAGUUUAUCCAAAAUUACCAGGAAGGGGGAGGGAGGGGAUGGAGCAGUUGGAAAGCACUGAUCCCUUUGGCUUAGUAAGAAAAUCUAGAGGACACUUAAGAUAGUCAUCAUGAAAUGAAGUCAUACACACACACACACACACACUUAUGCUACUCCAUUCACUUGCUGAAUACUGUAAGUGAAUUAGUGAACUUUUACAGUACUCUGUGAACUCUUACUCCCUAUGUGUGAGCUAUAUAAUAUACGUAAGUAUGUAAGCUAAAGACAUAACCAUAUAUGUUAAGAUUACCAUUUUCAAAAAGUAGAAGAGAAUGAUUUCACUUAGUAGAAGCCAUUGUUUUAUUUCAUAGAAAUUAGAACACUAUGAUAAGUAAUGAUACAAGCUAUUAAUUGAGUAAAGUCCAGUCUAUUAGAACAGAAAAGUAACAUGCAAAAGUUGACAAAUAGGAGAAAUGAGGAACAAAGAACAUCAGAGAAUGAAGUCAAAAGGAAAAUAAUAAGUGCUUACAAGUGAAAUAUUUUCAAUAUUAAGCUUAAGCUUGCCUAUGUAAAUCUUUAAAGAAUAUAAAGAAGUUCAUAUAUCCUAGACUAGCAUGUUUUAUCUCUAACAUUUUUAUUUUUAAUGUUUUAAUAUUAUUUUAAUAGCAUAGCAUUUUAUAGUGCUAAAGCUGCAUUGUUCUUAAUAAGUGCAUCACAAAAGUUUUCUUUAAGUUCAAAAGAAUGUUGUCUUUUUAACACUGGGAUGAGCAUAAAUCUCAAUUGAUGUUUACUAUUCUCUGCAUUUUCCCAAAUUUGAAAUAACUUUACACUUCAAAUUAUUUGAUACCUGCUUAUAAAAUCUUUAAAAAUCUACAUAUUUGGGGAGGAAAUAAUGCCAUUUUCUCUUUAUUUGUGCAUAAUAGUAAUUUCAUCCCAAGUCAUAUUUUAUUUAUGCAUUAAUUUCACAGAAUAUUAAUGUUUUAAACUUUUUAAAGCAUGCUAGUGUUUUAUGUUGUAUACAGUUCAUUCAGACAGGGUAAUUUUUACUGCUGCCUAAUAUUAUACUAAAAUAUUGCUUUAUUUUUUAAUUACAAAAUGCUGUUUUCUUAAAUGACAGUUCAAGAUAAUGGACCCAGAAAGUAAAUUCUCUAGCUAUAGUACAAACCAUUGUAUAUAAUCUUUCAAAUAGAAGUAAGCCAAGAUGACAUUAACAAACUAUGCUUUGUCUUUAACAAAAGGGAAACAUCUUAAAAAAUAUAUUGAUGGUAUAAUCUAUUCGGCUAUGUCCUUAUUUUGCAAUAAUGUAACCCCAAUUAUUGGAUUGUUGAACUAACAAUGGCUGUUAAAGAAGAUUAAAUAAACCAAGAGAUAAA